GGUAACUACACACGAAGUCCAAGCAAAAUCGCCGACCCUCUCCCGUCUCCGUCUCCGCGAUUCAUUUCCCGGCGGCUCAGAAAUCUCCCAAAAGUCGCCGGUAAACUCUACUCCGCAUCUGAAUCCCCAGUGAUACAACUACGCCUAUUCAAACACAUGUGCACACAGUAGUAUCUUUGCAGUGUUAGCGUACUGCGCAAUCAUCGAAUGGCUCAGUACAGGCAAUCUGGUUACAGUAAUGGCGGCGGAGGAGGAUUAGCUAGGAACGGCGUCGCGUCGAAUCACGUGUCGAUUGCGGUUCGGUCCUCUGCGCACAAGCAGCAGCAGCAGCAGCAAUCGCGGCUUCUCCAUGGCCACCACCGCCGGCUUAAGAGCAACAAAAUCUCGGUCGGCGGUAUCAUUGUCAUCCUCUCCCUCUGCUUUGUCGUCUCCGUCAUCGCUUUUCUAUACUUCACUUCCCAAAAUAAAGAAUUUGAUAAUAGUCAUGCACAGGAUGCUGACAUUGAAAAUGAUACCGAUUUUCUUACUAAUGUGACAAGAAUACGAAGACAAAAAGUCCAUUUUGGACAUGGAUCGGUUCAACAUGGCAGGGAUUCCCGGGGUUGGGACAGGGAUGACAGAACCAGAGAUGAUAGUUACAGCGAAGAGGAGUUGGAGAGGAGUCUUGAUGGUUCUUUGGAUAAACUCCAUUCUCCUCCAAAGGGCAAGAAUACUGAUAAGAAAUCUUCAAGUACUGAAUCUCAUAGAGGUUUGGAUUAUAGGGGCAAAGGUUUAUAUGGUGAAUCCGGGCGUGAUGAACUGAAAGCAUAUGAAGCUGAAUAUCAGGCCUCUUUGAACAAUAUUGGACAAUCACAACAGGGAUAUAGUGCUAAGAACAACCAUCCAUCUGAUUCUGAUAAGGGAAAGAAGACUGAGACUGUAGACAUUGAUGAUGCAUAUGAUGAUGGCAUUGAUUUAGAUGAUACGAAUGCAGAAGGAUAUGAUGAGGUGGGCCAUGAAGAUGAGGACCAUCCUGGAGCUGUUGACAGAGAUGAAAUACAUCCUUUUGAUAUACAUGAUGAUGGGGCCAAGAACAAAAAUAGUGCCGUAGAGGUUGGUAAAGGUGAACUCAUUUCAAGCACUCAACAUUCUAAAGGUAAUUUGAAUGCAAGAAAUGAUAGACACUCUGGAAGAAGGUCUACAUCUGAAAAGCGGCUGGCUUCAAGGAAGAAGUCAAAGCGGCGCCCCUGUGAGAUGAAACUUUUGAAUUCUACUGAACUGCUUGUAGAACCUUUAGAAAGCCGAAAAUUUGCAAGAUUUUCCUUGCAGUAUACUGAAAGAGAACAUAAGCCUGUUGAAGUUGAAAACUGGGAACCAAGAUUUGCUGGGCAUCAGUCUCUAGAAGAAAGAGAAGAAUCUUUUCUUGCACAAGAUCAGAAAAUAAACUGUGGCUUUGUCAAAGGUCCUGAAGGAGCUCCAUCUACAGGCUUUGACUUGGCAGAUGAUGAUGCAAAAUACAUUAGCAGUUGCCACAUUGCUGUUGUUUCAUGUAUAUUUGGAAAUUCAGAUCGCUUGAGGAUGCCAGUAGGCAAACUGGUUUCUCGUUUUUCAAGGAAAAAUGUUUGCUUUGUUAUGUUUGUGGAUGAAGUUACUAUACAGACCCUUUCUUCAGAAGGCCAGAUGCUGGAUAGCAUGGGCUUUAUUGGUUUAUGGAAAAUUGUGGUGGUGAAAAAUUUGCCUUACGAUGAUAUGCGGAGAGUGGGAAAGAUACCAAAGUUUUUGUCGCAUAGACUUUUUACUUCAGCCAGGUAUUCAAUUUGGUUGGAUAGCAAGUUGCGACUGCAGCUUGACCCUGUUCUUAUAUUGGAAUAUUUUCUUUGGCGGAAGGGUCAUGAAUAUGCUAUUUCCAAUCACUAUGAUCGGCACUGUGUUUGGGAAGAAGUGGCUCAAAACAAGAAACUUAACAAGUACAAUCAUACAGUCAUAGAUGAGCAAUUUGAGUUCUACCGGGCUGAUGGCUUAAAACGAUUUGAUGCUUUAGAUCCUGAGAAGCUACUUCCUAGCAAUGUACCUGAAGGUUCUUUUAUUUUGAGAGCUCACACACCUAUGUCAAACUUAUUUUCAUGCCUUUGGUUCAAUGAGGUUGACCGGUUUACCCCUCGUGAUCAGCUGAGUUUUGCAUAUACAUACUUCAAACUAAGAAGGAUGAACCCUGAGAAACCUUUUUAUCUCAAUAUGUUCAAGGACUGUGAGAGGCGAAAGAUAGCUAAAUUAUUCCAUCACCGAUCAGAGGAAAGGAGGAAGAUUAUCUCCCAACUUGAGACAGAGUAGACUUGGGAAAUACACAAGGUUUUGGUGGAUAGUUCAUUUUCUGUGUUGUAUUCAUAAUGACGCUAUAACGGGGAUUGCUUCCAGUUGAUACAAUUCACCAACACGCUACAAAGUUGCAAUUAUGUGAAAUACUUCAUUGUAUGUUGGCAAUCUUCUCUGGAAAGGGUUCCUUGUCCAGCUGUACUUAGACAAGUUUGUACUGUGACUUGUACUGACUUGGCUGGUUCGCUCUGGAGCUCCAUUCUAGCGUUAGAGUUUCAUCCAUUGCCUUCUGCUUGCAAGGUGAAGCGCCCCUGUACCCUCACAUGUAUUUAUAAAUGUGAUAGUUCCAGGUAUAGAAUGUAUUCUUUCCUGUACAAACCGGGUGCCGAAUGAACUGUUCCUUUAUUAAUUUUGAUGGCGUUUUCUACUCUGCUUUUAUGAAGUCGAGAACUAUCUCCUUUUGUAUCUCAUGUCAUUCACUGAACUAAACGUGCCAGAAAUAUCACCUUGUUAGUUCGGAAA
Ipomoea triloba (trilobed morning glory) is the source of this 2814-nucleotide messenger RNA. RefSeq lists its product as uncharacterized. The record is from RefSeq and is a predicted model, not a curated record. Bases 208 to 2310 code for a protein of 700 amino acids. NCBI's taxonomy places the organism in Eukaryota, Viridiplantae, Streptophyta, Magnoliopsida, Solanales, Convolvulaceae. The transcript has 7 exons.